Molecule: messenger RNA, 1291 nt
Organism: Calypte anna (Anna's hummingbird)
Lineage: Eukaryota; Metazoa; Chordata; Aves; Apodiformes; Trochilidae
Product: 5-hydroxytryptamine receptor 7
Exons: 2
Coding region: 2-1279 (425 amino acids)
Biological process (GO): smooth muscle contraction; adenylate cyclase-activating adrenergic receptor signaling pathway; vasoconstriction
Cellular component (GO): membrane
Molecular function (GO): G protein-coupled serotonin receptor activity
Source: RefSeq, a predicted model, not a curated record
CAUGCUGCUAAGGUCCAGCCCCAGCAGGUUCCUGGCACACCAUCUCCUCUUUGUGGAGGACUCAGAGCAGCAGCACCCAGCUUGGAAAUCCCUCCCCAACCCAUUAAUGCCUGAGGAACAUCCCGUCCCAGCCCACCCAACCACCUCCAACCUCAGCAACGGGACGGACUGCGGGGAGGAGAUCCUGCUCUAUGGGGACACGGAGAAGAUUGUCAUUGGAGCAGUGCUCUCCAUCAUCAUCCUCAUGACCAUUGCUGGCAACGGGCUGGUCAUCAUCUCCGUGUGCAUUGUCAAGAAGCUCCGACAGCCUUCCAACUACCUGGUGGUGUCCCUGGCAGCUGCUGACCUCUCGGUGGCCUUGGCUGUCAUGCCCUUCGUGACCAUCACGGACCUGCUGGGGGGAGAGUGGCUCUUUGGGAAGGUUUUUUGCAACGUGUUUAUUGCCAUGGAUGUUAUGUGCUGCACUGCUUCCAUCAUGACCUUGUGCAUCAUCAGCGUGGACAGGUACCUGGGGAUCACCAGGCCACUGACCUACCCCGUGAGACAGAACGGGAAGCUGAUGGCCAAGAUGGUUUUCAUCGUUUGGCUCCUCUCUGCCUCCAUCACCCUCCCUCCUCUUUUUGGCUGGGCCAAGAACGUGACGGUGGAAAGGGUCUGCCUGAUCAGCCAGGACUUUGGCUACACUGUCUACUCCACAGGGGUGGCCUUUUACAUCCCCAUGGCUGUCAUGCUUGUCAUGUACACCCGGAUCUACAAAGCUGCCAAGCUCAGUGCUGAGAAGCAUCGUUUCAUGAACUUCUCCAGGCACUACCAAGAGGAAGGGGUCUACUGCCUGGAAACCUCUUCCCACCGGAGCCACCGCAGCUCCAAGAGGACCAAAGGGAUGGAGGAAUGUGCUACCCUCUCCAAACUGCUCCGGCAAGACAGGAAGAAUAUCUCCAUCUUCAAAAGGGAGCAGAAAGCAGCCAGGACCCUCGGCAUCAUCGUGGGGGCUUUCACUUUUUGUUGGCUCCCCUUCUUCUUGAUGUCCACCGCUCGCCCGUUCAUCUGUGGCAUCCGCUGCAGCUGCAUCCCCCUGAGGCUGGAGAGGACCCUGCUCUGGUUGGGAUACACCAACUCCCUCAUCAACCCCUUGAUUUAUGCUUUCUUUAACCGAGACCUGAGGACUACUUUCUGGAACCUCCUGAGGUGCAGGUACAGGAACAUCAACAGGAGGCUCUCGGCCACCAGCAUGCACGAGGCUCUGAAAGCCACGGAGAGGCACGAGUGCAUCCUGUAGAGCUGUGGCCUC